Mollisia scopiformis is the source of this 1629-nucleotide messenger RNA. RefSeq names its product L domain-like protein. The coding region runs from base 1 to 1629 and encodes 542 amino acids. Gene Ontology annotation, molecular function: protein binding. The transcript has 4 exons. The record is from RefSeq and is a predicted model, not a curated record. Lineage: Eukaryota; Fungi; Ascomycota; Leotiomycetes; Helotiales; Mollisiaceae.
AUGCCUGAUCCCCUGUCUAUAGCCAUCAGCGUUGCAUCGCUGGUUGCUACAGCCGCGAAACUUCUAAAUGUUGUCAAUUCAUAUCGCUCGCAGUAUAAUUUGCAAGAUCUCUCAGCCGUAUCAAUCAAGGUCCAAUGUGAUUGCAUACUCGUAGCCUUGGGUCAAAUACAAAAUGCCCUUCUAAGCAACCAGCAGAUCUCAGCAAGAUUGAUGUGUGACGACAGCUUCUCUGGCCAGAGUCUGAAAACUGUACUUGGAGCUUGCGAGCUCACAUUUGCUGUUGUAGUAGGCAGGCUGUCGAAAUUAACAGGCAACAUCGAUAAUGGAGCCUUGUUACUCUCUCCCCGAGAGAAAGUCGAGCGGCUUUGGAAAGAGAGCGAGAUUAUGGACCUUAGUCAAAACAUCUCCAGGAUUUCAGAUGGACUCAAUCUACUUCUCACAGCAUUUAACAUGAAGUCCCAACUCGAGAUUCAGCAAGUCCUUACUACCUCGCGAGCAAGCAUCUUGCUAGAACAAAUGGUAGACGACGCCAGUUCAAUCUUCCUCUCAGACUGCAAUGCUUCCUAUAUCUCCGAAACAGUUGCACUUCGAGAUCAGGAACCCAUGAUGCACACCGAAAUUGACCCUAAGGACUUCUCAUUUGAUCAAGAAGUCCUAAUGACGCCAGCGUACCGAAAAGUUCAGAUCUCACAUCCGAGACCUGUACCAAACUUGAUACUUGGGUCAAGUAGUCGUACAGCGAGGCCUAUCCAGAGAAAGCCAGUCCCAUCCGCGGCCAGAAGGGCUGCUGUUCCGCCGCAAGAGGAAGUCCAGUCUAAAGUACCUGCGCUUCCAAAGACGAACGAGGAACAGAGUCUAGGCAGCCCCUCCUCUCAGAUAACUACAAACUCUCAAACUAGGGAGUCUAUUCAUGAAUUCCUUAUACCGCUACCAGUAUUCCCCACUAUCGAGCUGGCAUCAACCGAAUUCGACGUGAUUCUGGAAUCUGGAGACUUUGCAACAUCACCGAUUUCUUCCAAUACCAAGCCAGACGACGAGACACACGAAACCAUUCACGAGGUCCAAGCAGAUCCUAGGACACCAGAUCAUGCUUCCGAGCAUUCUGAAAUCUUGGAAGAAGCAGAUACCACCGAGAAUGAUUCGAUUUCUUCAGUUACUGCCUUGGCUGAGGAGUUCCAGAUUGAAAUGGUUAAUCUUCCCAAGAAGGCUACCCUGUGGGACUCCAUGCCAGAAGCUUCACGCUCCAUGGCGGAAGAUUCUUCGGGGGAAGUAUUGAAGCUGGCUUAUAAUCGACACAAGCUCUACGUAACGCCUACUGAGAUUAACGUAUCUGGCAUGGGCUUGACAGAACUUAAUGAGGAAACAAUCAGAAUGGUUCAACAAACCUUGGAAUCUCUUUUCCUAUUCUCGAACAGCAUCAAAACUCUCCCCAAAUCAAUCAUGGGAUGCCAGAACCUGGUUUACCUCAACCUAAAAGCAAAUGGCCUCGAAUCAGUUCCAGAAGAAAUCUGCGGCAUUCGAACGCUGAAAACUCUGCAUCUCUCCCAGAAUGCCAUCACUGACCUCCCACCCGACCUCGCCAACCUCCAGAAUCUAGAAAUACGAGACCCCUUACCAUCUACAAUCUAG